GUGAGGCCUUAGUACCUCCUUGGCCCAGGAUGGCUAGAGAAUCAAGAGAAAGCACAACCCUGGAUGCCCAAUCUGCAGAGGACCAUUUGGGGCUCCUGGUCAUAAAGGUGGAGGAAGAAGAAGCGUCCGCCUUGGUGGAGGAAGCCAGUUUGCCUGGCAGCUCCGCUCACAGUCCUGAGCGCUCCCGCCAGCACUUUCGAGGCUUCCGAUACCCGGAGGCUGCAUGCCCUCGACAGGCGCUGAGCCGGCUCCGGGAGCUCUGCCGCCAGUGGCUGCGGCCCGAGAUGCACAGCAAGGAACAGAUCCUGGAGCUGCUGGUGCUAGAGCAGUUUCUGACCAUCCUGCCGGGGGACCUGCAGAGCUGGGUGCGGGAGCAGCAUCCAGAGAGCGGGGAGGAGGUGGUGGUGCUGUUGGAGUAUUUGGAGAGGCAGCUGGACGAACAGAUGUCCCAGGUCCCAGGUGGUGACCGGGGACAAGAACUGCUCUGUUGCAAGGUGGCACUGUUGACACCAGCUCAUGGGUCACAAAGUAGCCAAUACCAGCCAGUGAAGGCUCUGCUCAAGCAUGAAUCUCUGGGAUUGCAGGCCUUACAAGACAGAGUUCUCCAGGUUCCUGGGAUUGCCCAGGGAGGCAGCUGCAGAGAAGACUCAGUGGUAGCUGCCAGGCUCACUCCAGAGUCCCAGGGGUUGCUGAAAAUGGAAGAUGUGGCCCUGACUCUCACCCCUGGGUGGACACAGCUGGAUUCAUCUCAUGUGACCCUCUUCAGAGAUGAAAAGCAGGAGAACUGUGGCAGCCUGGCCUCCCUGGCUCAGAGCUCAGGCCUGACUAAGCACAGAAGAAUCCACACUGGAGAGAAACCCUAUGAAUGUGAAGACUGUGGGAAGACCUUCAUUGGGAGCUCUGCCCUCGUCAUUCAUCAGAGAGUCCACACUGGUGAGAAGCCAUACGAGUGUGAAGAAUGCGGUAAGGUUUUCAGUCACAGCUCAAACCUCAUCAAGCACCAGAGAACUCACACUGGGGAGAAGCCCUAUGAGUGUGAUGACUGCGGGAAAACCUUCAGCCAGAGCUGCAGCCUCCUUGAACAUCACAAAAUCCACACUGGGGAGAAGCCAUACCUGUGCAACAUGUGCGGCAAAGCCUUUAGGAGGAAUUCGCAUCUCUUGAGGCAUCAGAGGAUCCAUGGUGAUAAAAAUGUUCAGAAUCCAGAGUAUGGAGAGGCCUGGGAAAGUCUAGAUAGGUUGGAAAGCCAGUGGGAAAAUGUUGAGGCUCCUGUGUCUUAUAAAUGUAAUGAGUGUGAGAGAAGUUUCACUCGGAAUAGAAGUCUUCUUGAACAUCAAAAAAUCCACACUGGUGAGAAACCCUAUCAGUGUGAUGCAUGUGGGAAAGGCUUCACCCGAACUUCAUACCUUGUUCAGCAUCAGAGAAGCCAUGUUGGGAAAAGAAUUCUAUCACAGUGACCCUUGUCAUACUUGCUGAAGUUGGUGCUCAUUUCUCAUUGAACGGAAGCCACCUGGAACGCUUAUCAGCUUCAGAACUUGUGGGCUGGGGCUUUAUUCACCCACUCAUCAGGUGUUAGAAAAUGUAAUCUGGCUGAGAUAAAUUAUCUUCUACAUUUUAAAAGGUGAUUGGAAAAAAACAUUUGAUACGCAGUCAUGGGAGAGCUGUCUGAAAGAGGUAGAAUCUGAAAUAAUUUGUUCUCACCGACUGGACUUAAGUGGCCUUCAAGAUGGCUCUGAUGUGGGGGCUGCUGGUCUGACCAUUCAUUUUGCCUGUAAUGAAUCCUUCAUGAGUUGGUCAGAUUCAUGAGGUCUUUUACCCCCCAUUGUGCCUUGAAAAUAGGUGCUAAUAAACAUUUACUAAAUGUA
This is a messenger RNA of Galeopterus variegatus (Sunda flying lemur), 1865 nucleotides long. RefSeq names its product zinc finger protein with KRAB and SCAN domains 4-like. The transcript is spliced from 5 exons. Bases 30 to 1457 code for a protein of 475 amino acids. The record is from RefSeq and is a predicted model, not a curated record. Gene Ontology annotation, molecular function: DNA-binding transcription factor activity, RNA polymerase II-specific; RNA polymerase II cis-regulatory region sequence-specific DNA binding. Gene Ontology annotation, biological process: regulation of transcription by RNA polymerase II. Lineage: Eukaryota; Metazoa; Chordata; Mammalia; Dermoptera; Cynocephalidae.